Messenger RNA from Medioppia subpectinata, 705 nucleotides. Lineage: Eukaryota; Metazoa; Arthropoda; Arachnida; Sarcoptiformes; Oppiidae. The record is from the annotation of a GenBank genome assembly.
AUGAAUAAUUAUAACUGGAAUAUAAAGCAAUAUUUGUCUGAAUUUUGUCAUUUCGUUGGUAAAAAUCCCGGGGCCGACGCCGACGUCAAUAUAUUGUUUACGGGGCAGACUCUCUGGUGGAUAAAAGAUGGUCACUAUAACACCAAAGUGAAGGGUUUGUCAUAUGUGGGACAGACCUGUAAUCCUGACUAUUCGUGUAUAAUAGUUGGCGCUCGCGAUGGCUUCAAAUCGCUUGAGAUAUUAGUCCACGAAUUUGGACACAAUAUGGGCGCUCAACACGACGGUGAAGAAGAUUAUGGCACUGAGAGCUGUGAUGGAGAUCAUUAUAUAAUGUCUCCCACUGUUAGUAUCGGUAAGAAUCUGUGGUCCGACUGUAGUCUCAAGAGUUUUCGCAAAUAUCUAAUGUCUUUGGAGAAGAAUGAGGAGAGUUUCAAAAUAAAAUGUAUGUCUAAAGUGACGGCUGCUGUCAGUAAUGACCUGUCGAUUGUGAACAACAAAAUGAGUUCAGCAUAUUCUAAUGUGUGCGAAAAGAUCACCUGUAAGGACGACUUCUUUGCUAUCAAAACAUGGGGUGCUUUGGAUGGCACCAAAUGUGGCCCAAAUAGCGAGUGCCUAAACGGUCGGUGUCGGAGGGGUUCACAACUAGUGAAUAAUUUUGUGAAUAGCAGUCAAGUUAUUGCCAGAAGUGUACACAUAAUUGGAUAA